Molecule: messenger RNA, 1542 nt
Organism: Saccostrea echinata
Lineage: Eukaryota; Metazoa; Mollusca; Bivalvia; Ostreida; Ostreidae
Exons: 4
Coding region: 126-1454 (442 amino acids)
Source: RefSeq, a predicted model, not a curated record
UUUGUUUUGGGGACAUUGAAAGUGAAGAAAAAAACUUAGAUGGGAAUCCUAAAUUAAGCGAGGACAAUGCCAUAAUCUUAUCAACGAGUAUACCAUUAGGAAUUGUGGUGAUAUUAUUGGUAAUCAUGGUAAUUAUAUGUAUAGUCUUGAAGAGGAGGCGACAGACCCCGAAUGGUGCCUCUAGAUUUCCCAGAACUGAAGAUGAUGAUUGCGAAUUAGGAAAGCUGAUUGAAAACCCGGAGUACGUAAGAAAUGGUAUUCACCAGCUGAAAUCAAGGAAUAUACUUUACGUCAUUGGACAGCUUGGAAACUCUGUCUCCACUUCAGGGAAAAAAAUUACUGAAGAAUACGCAAAAAAUCAUAUCAUGAGUUACGAAUACCAUAAUUACUUAGACAUUUCUAGGAGAUUUUCUAAUCUUUGUUCUGAAAAAGUUUUUAAGCUCAACUGUGUGAAUUUCAUUGAUGGAUGGGGUGGGCUUUGGAAUGAAAAUCCAUGUGAAAGACAUGAUACAUUGAACACGAUUAAAAAGGUUGUUGAACAAAGCCAAACAAUUGAAAAUAAGAAGUUCGUAAUUGGGAUUCGUACAGAGAUAAAGGACAAUUUGAAUUGUAAAUUAAAAGCGCUUGUAAUUCACAUGAAAGAAAAUGAAAGCUUGUUGCUUGAUUCUAUCUCUACUUACAAGAGACAAACCCUAAUGGAAGAGAUAAAAUUGCUUCAGAAUUCGUGUUCAGAAAGGGAUUGCGGUUGUAAAUCUUUAAACUUGGAACAAGUGUCUGGAAUUCAUCAAGAACCUAUCGGAACAUAUCUGGUCGUUAAGCUAAUGGGUUUAGAUCACACAAUGAUACCAGAAUUUUUAUUGAGAGAAGUCGGUCCACUGAAAGCAAUGAGCAACCACUUUGAGAGGCUGAUGGAACGUGAAAAUAUUUGGUCUUGGCUCCCAUAUUUUGUUUGUUUGGGUUAUUAUGACGAAGAAGAAUUUAGACCUGAAAUUGCAGAUGGAUUUUACAUCUCAAAUGCCAUGCUUUCGAGUUAUGAGAGUAUUGAAAAAUACGUGAAGAGAAUACAGAUACAAAACCUCGUUCCGAUGUGGUCAACAACAUUUUGCUGUGAUCCUGAUGUAGAGAACAAAGAGAAGAACGAAAGAGAAGUUUGCGUUUUUCGGCAUAACUUUCUUUAUAUAUGUGCCUUUCACGCAUGCUUCAAAAAGUACCCAAAACAGAUUUUGCUCUUUUGUAAUUUGGAUGCAAUCCUUCAGUUAGUUCGCCCUAAGGGCUAUCUUGACCAACUCACCAUUGAAGCAGACGAUAUAGAGGUAAAUUUCUUUUGCGAAGAAAGAUUAAAAAAUCUUGCAAAGGACAAUGUUUUGUUAGAACAUCCCCUAAUUAAAGACUGGAAAAUUGGAAAAAAGAAGAAAAUCAAAGCAUUAGGACAAUAUUCAAAAAUGGUUAGGUGAACUUUUGCAUAAUAUCAAAGAGCUCAUGUUGUACAUAUAUAUUUUGUAGUCAUUUUUGUGGUGUGUAAAUGAACUCAAUUUUAAAAUU